UGAUUGGUGGCAAUGCACAAAGUCGAAAGUGAGUAGAGGAGCCAAUAGAGAAGUGAGAGACAGUGGAUGAAUACAUGAGAGAGAGAGAGAGAGAGAGAGAGAGAGAGAGAGAGAGGUGGGUGCAAAACUUGAAUGCAUGAACGGCAUUCGUGAUUCCUACUCUCCGAUUCGCCAACCUAUGUCAGCCUGUGUGUCAUCUCCCCUGCAGACUUCUCUCGAUAACACCCCCUCUCCCAUCCAUCAUCGCAACACAUCAUGCAUUCGUUCCUGUGCUCCCAUCCUGCUGUCUCGCGGAAGGAAACUCUUAUGGACACGAGCGAUAGAGACGAUGUGCGAGUCGCUGGCCUUUCUCUUCGGUUGAAUUAUGAUGGCAGAGGUGAUCUUUCGGGAGGUGAUCAUCAUCCCCGGCCAAGCGCCGGAUUCAAGCUGGAGAGAUCUUCUUCGACUGCCACGUCCGUCGAGCCCUAUCUCACUCUUGGCCUCCCUGGUGAUGGGUGGGGAUCAGCGAAAGCUCAGGCCGAGGAAGACAAGGCUUGCUCCGCGAGUAGGGUCGUCGGCCGGCCAUCGUCUCCUCAUAGCAUGGUGUCUUCCUUCUCCGGUGGUCAUCUCUCUAGGAUUAAGAGGGAGAGAGAUGCGAGGGUCAGUGAUGAGGAGGAAGACGGCGGUGCAGCCAGGAAGAAGCUCAGGCUCACCAAGGAGCAGUCUGCCCUCUUGGAAGACAGGUUCAGAGAGCAUAGCAGUCUCGAUCCGAAGCAAAAGCAAGCUCUGGCCGGGCAACUGAGCCUUCGUCCUCGGCAAGUAGAAGUAUGGUUCCAGAACAGGAGAGCGAGGACUAAGCUGAAGAAAACCGAGGUCGAGUACGAGCGCCUCAGGAAGUGCUGCGAGACGCUGAGAGACGAGAACAGGCGGCUACAGAAGGAGUUGCAGGAGCUGAAGUCGUUCAAGCUUCUGAGGCCACGAUACAUGCAGCUCCCAGCGACGGCGGUCGCCGGCUUCACGAUGUGUCCGUCCUGCAGCACCGUGGCCGCGGCCAGCGACAGCGACGAGAGUGGAUCUCUUGUGGUGGCACCCAAGCCUCGCUUGUUCAACCCCUUCGCCCACUCGGCAUCACUCUGAGCCGAGAUAUUGUCUUCACCCACAGGCAUAACCCUUCCCUCCUUCCUCGAAGAAACCAAAACAGGCCACGACUCGCUAGAUUUCUCAUGUUAGCUUUUACACAGAUUACAGUGUUGUGAUUAGUUCAUGUACACAGAUAUUGAUGAUGAAGAUUGCCCCAAGUUUAUCUA
Molecule: messenger RNA, 1286 nt
Organism: Musa acuminata AAA Group (dessert banana)
Lineage: Eukaryota; Viridiplantae; Streptophyta; Magnoliopsida; Zingiberales; Musaceae
Product: homeobox-leucine zipper protein HAT22
Exons: 3
Coding region: 256-1116 (286 amino acids)
Biological process (GO): regulation of DNA-templated transcription
Molecular function (GO): sequence-specific DNA binding; DNA-binding transcription factor activity, RNA polymerase II-specific
Source: RefSeq, a predicted model, not a curated record